UUUUUUCAAAUUUUAUUUGACCGUAUCUGGUUUUUUCUCUCCAAUUACGGUAUCAACAACAAAACAUCAAAAAACGUUCUCCUUUUGUCAACAACAAAACAUCCCCAAUUAUCAAAACAAAAAUUAUCAGUCGGCGGCUAGCGAGCAAAAGUCGACUGAAUGCCGUAUGAGCGGCGUCUUUAAAACUUCAUCCCCAGCGGACAACAACAACAAAAAACAGCAACACAAAUUACAGGAAAUACAAAGUAGAAUAAGAGUGCAGCAAUCUCAACAACAACAAAAUAAUCGUAUUCCCUCUCCACCAUUUUAUUCUUCUGCCCCCUCUUUCUCAAACAACAAUUGCAUUCAAAAACAACGAAUUGAGUUCAAUCACGUUGAUAAUAUUCAAAAUAUUGUAAAGACUUCUGAAGAUAAAAAUAGCAGCAACAAUAAAAAUUGGGCUGCAAAAACAUCCCUUCUUAAUAGAUUGAGAUUAAAGUCUGCUUCUUUUGAAGGAAGAAAGUGUAAUAAUGGUGGAAACGAUAAAGAGAAAAUUGAAAUAAAUGGAACCAAAGAGCAAACUGAAAUAAACAAAAAUAAUUGUAUUUUGCUUGCUGACGAGGCAUUUACAAAGGCUUCCUCUUCCAUUUCAAUCUCAAAUCCAGUUGGUGCUAUAAGCACUACAAACCAAAACAAUUUCAAUCAUUCAUUGUCAGCGUUGAAUUCAACUUCUACUUCCGGUGCCUUAAAUAAACAACGUUCUCCUUCUCCACCGCCUUCUCUUUUUGCUAAUACUGACAACUGUAUUAAACAAGAAUUCGAUCCAGAACUAAGUGCCUCUUUGUUUGAGCAAUCUAGAACGCUUUGUGAUAAUAAAAAUACUUCAAAUUCUUUAACAAAUACAUUAACAGCCUAGUCAAAGUAUCAAUACAGAAACACCCCAUUUCUCUUCCUUCCCCAACUCCUUUGUU
Molecule: messenger RNA, 950 nt
Organism: Meloidogyne enterolobii
Lineage: Eukaryota; Metazoa; Nematoda; Chromadorea; Rhabditida; Meloidogynidae
Source: the annotation of a GenBank genome assembly